AGCAGAUAAGAUAAAUGUCAUGGCAUGAGCUUAUGUUACAAGUCCUCUAUUUGCUUCUACUCUGUAUAAGGUACACUCGCCAACAAGAUGUGCCUCCUAACGCCAUGCCCUAUCCACAGUUCUUCCUUCAACCUCAGAAACAAUCAGUUAAAAGAGAGAUGACGACUACUAUAGACUGUGGCGCGUAUGGGGGAAUAGGAAAUCUAACCUACACAUUCUUCAAGGGAGAUUCCCCUCAGUAUAAUAUGAUGAGUAGAUUAAAAUCAGUAGAAGCAGACCCUGACACCCAGAUCUCAUCCUACUUCAUCCCCAAAGUAAGCAGUGAAGAUGCAGCCUAUUACCAGUGUGUUGUUAGUGAUGAUGCUGGGGUUAUCAUAUACAGCAAUGUUAUCUACCUUCAAGUCGUGGACAAUUAUCUAACGCGAGGUUUUCCGGUAUUAGAGGACAGGCUGCUUCUCUCCACCGCGCGCCUGCACGUGCUGAGAUGUAAGAUGCCCGCGUCUAACCCCCCUGCUUUACCAAGGUGGUUCAAGGACAAUGUCCCUAUUAAUCAGGACGACGAGAACAUGUUUGUUUCUCACGGAACGGGAGUCAUAGAGGGAGAGAACAUCAACAUUGGUGACCUUGUAAUGUUUGCCCUGAACUUCGAGCACGAUGGGAUGUACACGUGUGCAGCGUACAACUACCAACUUGAUGACGGUUCUAAUCAGAUAGACGUUGCUUAUUAUAACGUUACCAUCGGAACAAGUUAG
This is a messenger RNA of Bolinopsis microptera, 752 nucleotides long. RefSeq names its product cell adhesion molecule DSCAM-like. Lineage: Eukaryota; Metazoa; Ctenophora; Tentaculata; Lobata; Bolinopsidae. Gene Ontology annotation, biological process: cell-cell adhesion. The record is from RefSeq and is a predicted model, not a curated record. The transcript is spliced from 7 exons. Bases 15 to 752 code for a protein of 245 amino acids.